Messenger RNA from Saccharomyces kudriavzevii IFO 1802, 1116 nucleotides. It is a transcript of the gene RRG1, whose product is annotated as Rrg1p. The record is from RefSeq and is a predicted model, not a curated record. NCBI's taxonomy places the organism in Eukaryota, Fungi, Ascomycota, Saccharomycetes, Saccharomycetales, Saccharomycetaceae. The transcript has a single exon. Bases 1 to 1116 code for a protein of 371 amino acids.
AUGGCUCAAAAUUUUGGGAGGAUCCCUUCACAUAAGUAUUAUGUGCUAAGCCUAUAUCGUAUUGUUCUCAGAAACAUUCCAAAACGUUGUUGCUCAUACGCAUUUCAAUAUGAAAUAAAGAAAAACCUUUCGAGACAGUUGACCAAACACAAACAUGACAAAUCUAGUUGGAGUGUUUAUAUUCUACUUGAUAAAUUUAAGCUGUUGAAUAGCUAUCUUUCGGAGGGUAAAUUGCAGGAAAUUAAAAACUUAAUUAAACCGCUGAGGAAGACAUCGAAACAAUUGAAAACAACAAAGAUCCUUGGUACUUUGACCGACCUGGGAGAUAAUACGGUUCAAAGUCCGGAGGAAGUAAGAAACCUUCAUAUAUUAGAGACUUAUAUUAAACAAAAGCAAGAUUUAGGCCUUUUACCUAUCUAUGUACCAAAAACGUACAAGAUCAAUCUCCUAUUACCAUUAGCAUUGAAUGACCACGCAUGUGUGAACUUGUACAACAUUCAGCAAAAACUGGAAAAAGGUUCCCCCUCUGCUAGAAUGUCGUAUACAAAAGAAGGAAGAAAUCAAAUAUGGUUUGUUCGAUCACCUGUUAAUAAGGGCAAAAGACAAUCCAAAAAACUGGGGGUCUUGAUACGACAAGAAAGGAAAGAUUCUCAAAAAAAUGUCGACAAUCUCAAUUUUUGUGAAGCAAAUGUUACUUGGGCAUUACAUGAGGCUAUUUGGGAGGAAUAUUUAGAGUCCAAGAGGAUAAUUAAGAUAAACUUGACAAAGUACUUGGAUUACAAUAUAAAUAGGUCAAACAAAACGACUAAAUAUAAUCCAGUAAGCCAAAUUCAAAAAAUUAAUGAGUGGGUAGAUCCCGUGAGGGAAGUAAUGUUCAACUUGCAGUCUAAAAGUUUUCAAAAAGUGGAGUACUUUGCCAAUUAUAAGGACAAGCUUUUAAAAAAGGGCGGUCAAUUGGCCUAUUUUGAUAAAAUAUCAAAGGAGAUGUAUUUCAAACGGGUGAAGUCUUUUGAAACGAUGUGCGAAGAAGCAUUACCGCACGUUACACCAUUUAUAAUGAAGAGAGACUUGCCAAAUGUUCUGACUAAGUACGGUUUCAAGCAAGCAAGCAGGUAA